Molecule: messenger RNA, 1443 nt
Organism: Phoenix dactylifera (date palm)
Lineage: Eukaryota; Viridiplantae; Streptophyta; Magnoliopsida; Arecales; Arecaceae
Product: 2-oxoglutarate (2OG) and Fe(II)-dependent oxygenase superfamily protein
Molecular function (GO): oxidoreductase activity
Source: RefSeq, a predicted model, not a curated record
UAAAGCAGAGCCGUGAAACUCCCGCAGGCCAAGCUCAAGUCCAGAACCCCGAGAAACCACCCCUGCCCCCACCCCAAAGAAGAGCAGAACAUAAUCCAAUGGCCGAAGCCGAAGAUUUGUUCCUGGAAACCCCAAUCCCGCAGCGGAAGACCGUUGGAGGGGUUCUCUUUCCCGCUGUCCUGUCCCCAAAGCCGGCCGUCGAGCUCGACCUCCGCCAGUUCAUGGAGGCCGUGAAGGGCCACAAGCCCCGGCUGGAGGCGCUCCUCCGGUCGAGCGGGACGCUCCUCCUGCGGGGCUACCCGGUCCGGACCGCCGCCGACUUCGACCGGACCGUGGAAGCCUUCGGCUACGAAGAGCUGCCCUACGUCGGCGGCGCUGCCCCCCGGACCAACGUCGUCGGCCGGGUCUUCACCGCCAACGAGUCCCCUCCCGACCAGCCCAUCCCCUUCCACCACGAGAUGGCCCAGGUUCCCAAGUUUCCGUCGAAAUUGUUCUUCUUUUGCGAGGAGGAGCCAAGAAGCGGUGGCGAGACUCCUAUAGUGUUGAGCCACCAUGUUUAUGAAAGGAUGAAGAUGAGAUUCCCAGAAUUUGUGGAAAAAUUGGACAAGCAUGGUCUACUGUACACAAGAAUAUUGGGGGAGGGAGAUGACCCUUCUUCUCCAAUCGGCCGUGGAUGGCAGUCGACGUUCUUGACCAAAGACAAAAGCAUUGCUGAGGAGAGGGCUGCUCAAUUGGGGAUGAAGUUGGAAUGGAUGGAGGAUGGUGUAAAAACAAUAAUGGGUCCAAUACCAGCCAUCAAACUUGAUGAAACUAGAGGGCGAAAAAUAUGGUUUAAUAGCAUGGUGGCUGCUUAUACUGGUUGGAAGGAUGCUCGCAAUGAUCCUGUCAAAGCAGUUACUUUUGGAGAUGGGACACCCUUGCCUGCUGAAAUUAUAGACGAAUGUUUAAAAGUCCUUGAAGAGGAAUCUGUUGCUAUACCUUGGAAGAAGGGAGACAUCCUUCUGUUGGAUAACUUGGCUGUGUUGCACUCACGGCGAUCAUUUGAUCCUCCUCGGCGCAUUCUUGCUUCACUCUGUAAAUAGAGGCUUUUUAAUGGGACUGGAUGGAGCAGGGGGCUGAACGAUCAAACAACUAGGAUGGCGAAAAUGUGAUAUCCAUGGCGACAUUCAAGAAAACCAAGAGAAAUUCUGAGGGAUGCUCUCCAGGUUAGCCUUUCCAGCAUUUGAUCAAUUCAAUGGUUGGUGCCACUAUAAAACAUGGUGACUGAAACAGUAACAACCAAAGUCCAGGCAUUUUACAGUCAUGUCAGAUAUACGCUGAAAGUUAUGUAGUAAUCUUUGUAUAUGCUGCAAAUUCUAGUGCAUCUUGCAUAAUCUUGCUGUACGUUUGUGUAUCCAUGUCAUUUCCUGCUGGCCUUUCAUUACUAUUCAUAGUUUGUUUCCA